UCAGAGGACGAGUAGGAGCGUGUGUGCGAGUGUGUGAAAGAGACACUUACUCUCCUAACUACUACUGGAAGACACACACUUUUCUCACCCAACUCAAAGCAGCAGCAAACCUUGGAGAAUUGUUUUAUUUUUAUUUUUUUUCGCGAAACCCCCCUAAAAUUCCUAAUUAUUCUCUUAAGUAUUCAUCUUUGCCUUGCCGGGACUUAAUUUUCACCCCCUCUCUAGGAAUCCUAUGUACUGAUCAAUAGACCCUUUCCAUCCACACAAGACAUACCUCAUGGAUUUGUACCUGGUUGGAUUUCUCAUGUGCAUGUGGUUCUCCAGCUCUCGGGUGCUUGGAGGCUAUCCCAUCUGGUGGUCCCUGGCCCUUGGGCAGCAGUACUCAUCCAUAGGAUCCCAACCCAUCCUGUGUGGCUCCAUACCUGGCCUGGUGCCAAAACAACUGCGCUUCUGCCGCAAUUACAUCGAGAUCAUGCCCAGUGUAGCAGAAGGAGUCAAACUGGGUAUCCAGGAGUGUCAGCACCAGUUCCGCGGCCGCAGGUGGAACUGCACCACUAUCAAAGACAAUCUAGCCAUAUUUGGACCAGUGCUUGAUAAAGCUACAAGGGAGUCUGCAUUUGUUCAUGCGAUUGCCUCAGCUGGAGUAGCAUAUGCAGUGACCCGUUCAUGUGCAGAGGGGAGCUCCACAAUGUGCGGCUGUGACUCCCAUCAUAAAGGCCCGCCGGGAGAGGGAUGGAAGUGGGGUGGCUGCAGUGAAGAUGCUGAAUUUGGGGUUUUGGUGUCUCGAGAGUUUGCAGACGCUCGUGAGAACCGGCCAGAUGCUCGGAGUGCCAUGAACAGGCACAACAAUGAGGCAGGACGGAUGACCAUAUUGGAGAACAUGCACCUGCGCUGUAAGUGCCACGGGCUGUCAGGCAGCUGUGAAGUGAAGACGUGCUGGUGGGCGCAGCCUGACUUCAGACUGUUGGGGGACUACCUGAAAGACAAGUACGACAGCGCCUCUGAGAUGGUGGUAGAGAAACACCGGGAGUCCAGAGGCUGGGUGGAAACACUACGAGCCAAAUACGCCUUCUUCAAGCAUCCCACUGAGCGAGACCUGGUAUACUAUGAGGGAUCUCCCAACUUCUGCGAGCCAAACCCAGAGACGGGUUCAUUCGGCACCCGUGAUCGUGCCUGCAACGUGUCAUCGCAUGGUAUCGAAGGCUGUGACCUGCUGUGCUGUGGCCGUGGCCAUAACACACGGACAGAAAAGCGCAAAGAGAAAUGUCACUGCAUCUUCCACUGGUGCUGUUACGUCAGCUGCCAGGAGUGUGUGAGGGUCUACGACGUGCAUACAUGUAAAUAAGCACAGCGGGUCCAGAAAGAAAGGGACUAGUGGACAUUGAGCAAGAGAAUGAGAGACUGAGGAAAAAAAAAAACACAUGAUAGUGGCACUUCUGUGGUAGAACCGUUUACUAAUGUGCCCUUUACGAUAUACGCACCCCAAAAGAUGCCCACUGUGAGCAUCUUGGUUACUACUGCCGUUCCUCUCGCUCUUUUUUUGUGGCAUGCAUUACUUCUGCAAAAGAACGAAAUGCCUUGUUAUCAUUCAGUCUUCUUUAUCUGUAACACCAUCUCUCUGAUCAUCUCGCCCUACUGCCCAGGGGCCGAAACAGGAUAUGUUCACGUACAACCAAUGACAUUAGGCAUGUAGGAAAGAACAAGAGGAGGGGGAGAGGAUGACAAAAAAAAAAACUCUCGGUUAACUACUGAAAGCUGGGUCUCAAAAUAUUGGCCUGCUAUACUACUGAAUCAAAUGCAAUUCUUUUGUUUUCCUUCAAGGUUUUCCCAGCCCAAGGACUUGUUGUACCCUACUAGCACAUCCUCUAUAAUAAUGGUUUCACUUGUGGAACAUAUUGCUACUUGCUACAUAAAAGGCUAUGGUAAUUUGCUUUACAGCUUGAAAGGAUGCAAUCGAUAAAUUAGCAUAGAUCGCUAUGGGCGGUUUGGAUAAGGUUUUUUUCCGCAGAAAUAUACAUGCAAAGUCAUUGGUAACUCACCUGGAUGAGUGCAUGACAUGCGUGACACACACUGGGCUCUUGUGCACCCGACCAGUUAAAUUUGCACUUACAAAACUACUAAUGAAUAUACUAAGUCUAGAGAUUAUGAUGAUUAUUUUUAACAUAUUCUUUUUGGUAAAGCUCCUCGUUUAUGACUGUGAAGGCUCCAUUUCAACACUUCCCCGAUGGUAGGUUUGCAUAGAGGAAGGAGAACCAGGAGGAACAUAGCUAAGCAAAAAGCAACCCAUUCUCGAGAGAAAUGCAACCGUUUUAUGAGGUGGGAAAAACACUUCCCUGAAUCCCAAAAUAUACUUUGUUUUUUACUCAGCCGGACAUUCAGCAUUUCAAAGUAUAUCCUAUUGGAUAAUAUGCGCCAAUAUGAAAAGAUCAAUCCUUGUCAGGUGUCUGAGAUAUUUCUCUCCAAAAGUUAUGAGCAACAAAAAUGUCUUUGUACAAAUUCAAAAUAGCAUUGUGCUAAUUUUUGAAUCCCAUUAUUGACCUUAUUCUGCAAUGCAGAAGUAAGAUCUUUUCGGCAAUUGUUUUAGAACUUCUGAUUCAUUUCACUAUAGUUAAAUAACAAGGGACAAUAAGGAAAAGCAGUGAAUGAUCAAACUACUUGCUCUCUAAACAAUUGUGUUUAUGACAAUACAUAAAAAUAAUAUAAUAACAAGAUGCCAGUUUGCUACACCGAUGAGCUUUUUUAUGGCUAAAAAUCAACAGAAGCAAAUGGAAUCCAGGUUCCAAUAGCUGCACCAGCUGAAACAUAAAAAAAAUCCGCUUGUUAAGUCGUGAUGUAUGAAAUACUGUUUCCGGGUCCAAGCCAUUACUUUGAAUUGAGAAAAUAUUUGUUUAUAAGCACUUUUUAGUCAUUUCACACAUUAAAGUGAGAUUUAUAUAAAAUCAUGGUGUACCCAACAGUCGCUGGACCAAUAUUUUAACAAUUUAUAAAAAAUGUAUCACUUUCUGGCCA
This is a messenger RNA of Danio aesculapii, 3009 nucleotides long. RefSeq names its product wingless-type MMTV integration site family, member 3 (gene wnt3). The transcript is spliced from 4 exons. The record is from RefSeq and is a predicted model, not a curated record. Gene Ontology annotation, molecular function: frizzled binding; cytokine activity. Gene Ontology annotation, biological process: multicellular organism development; cell fate commitment; canonical Wnt signaling pathway. The coding region runs from base 278 to 1345 and encodes 355 amino acids. Lineage: Eukaryota; Metazoa; Chordata; Actinopteri; Cypriniformes; Danionidae. Gene Ontology annotation, cellular component: extracellular region.